Myodes glareolus (Bank vole) is the source of this 756-nucleotide messenger RNA. The record is from RefSeq and is a predicted model, not a curated record. NCBI's taxonomy places the organism in Eukaryota, Metazoa, Chordata, Mammalia, Rodentia, Cricetidae.
GCAUCUGAUUGGCUGAGUCGCGCGUGUCGACUCCUGUCGAAGAUGGCGGCGCUGUGUGUGUGCCGAUUUGCUAGAAGAGGCUGGCUGUGGAAGGGUGCCUUGGCUGCACGCAGGGACUUUUGGUCUCGAUCCAGAAAGGAAAAGGAGCCAGUGGUGGCUGAGGCAGUGGAAGAAGUGAAGACAGAACCUGUUUUGGUGUGUCCACCCUUACGAAGCCGAGUGUAUACACCUCCUGACGAUCUCCAGAGUCGCUUGGAAUCCUGUCUUAAAGAAGUUCUUGGUUCAUCUCUUCCUAGUAAUUGGCAAGACAUCUCCCUGGAUGAUGGUCAUGUGAAGUUCAGACUCUUAUCACAUUUAGCUGAUGACUUGGGCCAUGCAGUGCCUAACUCCAGGCUUCACCAGAUGUGCAGGGUCGGAGACGUUCUUGACUUCUAUAAUGUUCCAUCAGUUCAAGACAGAUCUAAAUUUGAUGAACUCGUUGCCGGUAAUUUGCCUCCCAAUUUGAAAAUCAGUUGGGGUUACUGAGCAGGUCAGCAGUUGACUGCAUUGAGAUGUUGUACUCUUCUCACUGAGGUGGCCGACAAACCUUGUGAAGUGUUACCCUUCAGAACUCUUCUCAAACCUCCCUUCCUUUACUGUUUUGUUUUUUCCUGUAGAAGAAUACAUCUUUUUUUCUCAUGAAUCAACAAAGAAAACGUUUUCACAUUUGCUAAAGCUAUCUCCCAACCCCCAAUAAAAUCAAGUUUUGAUAAUUUA